Molecule: messenger RNA, 819 nt
Organism: Puccinia triticina
Lineage: Eukaryota; Fungi; Basidiomycota; Pucciniomycetes; Pucciniales; Pucciniaceae
Exons: 1
Coding region: 1-819 (272 amino acids)
Source: RefSeq, a predicted model, not a curated record
AUGGCCGCCCCCGUUCGUGGUCUUGCUACAAACCCCCCCGUAAUUGAAGCGGAGAUGAGACCUUCUCCCGUUCCUUUUUCCCUCUCGGAAUCUUAUCCGAUUCAUAACUUGCGAAUGCGAUACGCAGGAGGAACAAGUGAUCCUACGAUAUACUUUCAGAAAUUGGAUCCUCUCCAUCAUUUAAAAAGAAAUAAAGAAGUCAACAUCCCUGGCCCAGACCAGGAAUCAAUGACAAAACUCUUCGACCCAAAACCGCAAGAUACGAUUUUAAAGCCACCCAGAAUAAUCACCGCAGAUAGGCUGGCGGCUCAAGAAGCUGAUGUAACUCCUGAAGAAGAUAAGCUCAUCAACUACAUUCUUGAAUAUGAAGACCCAGGGGCAGCUUACGUGAUUAUUAUUGGCCCAAAUGGCGAGCAUAUCAUACUCAAAAUGCCGAAAGCUUACUGUGAUUGUCAAUACGAAUGUGGAAAGGUCGCGGUCUAUCGCGGUGAUGGCACGCUGUUGAGAGAAACGGGGUGUUGUCAUACAAACUGCGGGUGCAUAGCAAAGGACGUCUGUGAAUGUAUUGAGGACUGUGCGCUAGCGUUUAUUAUCGGUUCAAAUAAGCAGCACCAUAAUCACAAAUACUACGCAACUCUACCUGAUUCCCAUAUUCGUGAUUUGCAACACUGGUUGGAAGGCCGGACUGUAACCAGAAGAAUGAAAGAACAAGCUGAUCUUGAGUUGUGUAGGAAGUAUCGACAACUGCUCCCCCCUCAACUGAGAAAGGAUUUACCAUGGGAGAAGAUUCACCAAGCGCUUGAAGUCCAGAACUUGUAA